AUGCAGAAUCCUUUAACUUUUUCUGCAGGUGGUGUUUUUUUGCAUGCUAGUCCUGCAGAGAAUCAUUGUGUCCAACAAAAUAUGCUGGGUCAGCAAAGCCAAGAAACUUGUGCUGGAAAGACAGUAUCCACAGAUAAACAAAAACCACCUGCGGAUGUAAUACAAGGUUUUCAGAAGAAAAGUCAGUUCAGGACCAUUGCUCCAAAAAUGGUACCAAAAAUGUUAACAUCUGGAUUGGUUUCUUGUCUUCAGUCAUCUUUGCCUGAGCAAAACACACCAAUUUCAGCUGUGGGUUCUAAACCACUGGUGGUACCAACUCAGAACUAUGCUGUCAUGCAGGUGACUGGUCAUGAGGGGACUUUCUCUCUGCUGGCCUUGCCAUAUGUUGCCCCUGCCCUAACACAGCAAGUCCAGCAGCCCAAGGUGUCCCCUUCUGAAAACCUAAAGCUGCCUAUCCCCAGGUACCAGUCUGUAAAAAAUAAAUUGCUGAGUGACAAAAAAGCGGCACAAUUCUCUGCUCUGGGUGCACAUAACAAGAUCCCUGCCAAAGCAUCGACCUUGUCACAGACUCCCCCCAUGACUACCUUAACUGAAGACUGUCCUGAAAUGCAUUCUAGUUCAGACUCAACUGAGCAAAUGUUGCUAACAGGUUGUGACUCAGCUGAAAUUACAGUUGCCACAUUAGUAAAUAAAAGCAAUUGUGUGGAAUCUGCAUCUCCUUUAUUGAACACAACUGAAAUUGCUAACGGUAAUGUUUCUGGACCAUCUGUAGUAAAGGAAUCUUUAUCCAAGGCAGUAAGUACAGUUAAUCCCAUGAAACUAAAUCUACAUUCUGUGAAGACAACAUCUGAAACCACAAGAGAGUCAUUCAUAAUGUCUGAGAAACUAAAGCAAAAACGCACAAAUUUUGCAAAUUCUGUUGCUGUCCUGUCACCAGCAGUUUUUGGCAGUAAAAUUCAAAUGACUCCGUCAGCACCAAAAGGAAAACUUCCUAUUUUGCCUUACUCAAGGAUGAAAAAUACAGUGUUCUGUGAAUCUAAGCAGAAUACUAGUGUUUCAGAUGUAUCUGGUCCUUCACUAAGAUCUGAGUGUGAGAAGAUACGACCUUUGGCAAAAACCUCUCAUGUUCCUACUGAAGCCUCUGAGAAGCCAUUAGCUGUAUCGUUUACACAACUCCCCAGACAAACCACUCGAGAAAAUACCUUCUCUCCCUCCAAUAAAGUGGAUGUUGACAGUCUUAAAAAAUUGAACGGUGCUGCCACUAAAAGAAGAAGCAGGAGAAGAAGAGGCCCAGAUGAUUUAUUAGCUUUUCAGACCAAGCGAAAGAAAUGCAUCAUUAAUAAGAUCAGAGAAGGAAGAGAGAGGGCGAAAGCUGAUCUGCAGCCACAUGAAGACAAAAAUGCAGAAACUGUGAAAAAAUACCGUAGUAUUAGACCAAAACCAGUGGUAGUUGUGCAGGCUUUUGCACCACUGACUUCUGCAGCAAUAGUAGGGACACCAUCUCCUGGCCAUUUAGACCAAGAUAUUCUUCUAAAUAGUUCACUUCCCAACAGAUGUUUAAGUUACAAGCCUAGUGAUGCUACAUCAGCUAAAUCAAGUGAUUUAAAUAGAAAUGCUUGUUCAACCGCACCUAAGCUGUCACAUAAAUGUCAUGUUUGUAACCACAUCUUCCAGUUCAAGCACCAUCUCCAGGACCACAUGAACACGCACACGAAGAGGCGGCCGUACAGCUGCCGGGUUUGCCGCAAGGCCUACAUCCACUCGGGGAGCCUGAGCACCCACAUGAAGCUUCACCACAAUGAAGGCAAACCCAAAAAACUUGUGUGCUGUGAAUUCUGUGCUAAGGUUUUUGGCCAUGCAAAAGUGUAUUUUGGUCACCUAAGAGAAGUGCACAGGGUUGUUAUCAGCACAGAGUCCUCUACUAGCGAGCAACAGCUGCAAGAUGCAUUGAAGAGGAGAGACACAAAUAUAAAAGAAACAGAAGAAGCAAUGGAGAGGGGAAAUAAGUGCAAUUUUGAGGACCUGUUCCAUAACCCAGGAGAAGUGAAAUUACAGAUCAAAUGUGGUCGAUGCCAAUUUAUUGCACAGUCUUUUGGGGAAAUGAAGUUCCACUUACUGUGCUCUCAUGGAGAAGAGAUCCAGGGAAGAGUAAAGGAAGAGGCUUUGCAAGGAAAUAGAGGAACUAAGGAGGGGAAGAUCAAACAUGCAGCCCACUUCUGGAAACAGCGCAGCGAGAGAAAACAUCUAGCAAAAUGCAGUGCCCAUGAGGAGAAGUUUUAUACUCUUCCAAAACUGAAAAGACAGAUGUACUUUUACCAUCAAAAUAAUGUUGAUAUGUUACCUAAAAGUGAACUGGCUCAGUCAGGAAGUGGCCAAGCAGGCAAGGAGAUUCAAAAUGUAGGUUUUGGUACAUCAAGCAAAAAAAUAGAAAUUUGGUCUAAAGUGGGCUAUAACUGCAUUUUAUGCAAACAGUUAUUUGGAAGAAAAGAGGAUCUUCAUAACCAUUGGCAGAGUCAUCAUAACUGUGAAGACCCGUCCACUUUAUGGACAAUUUUUAGUUUGUUAUCAAAACAAGGAAUUAUUGACCUUUCUAAUAAUGGUGAAUGUUGA
Chaetura pelagica (chimney swift) is the source of this 2610-nucleotide messenger RNA. RefSeq names its product zinc finger protein 438 (gene ZNF438). Lineage: Eukaryota; Metazoa; Chordata; Aves; Apodiformes; Apodidae. The record is from RefSeq and is a predicted model, not a curated record. Gene Ontology annotation, biological process: regulation of transcription by RNA polymerase II. Gene Ontology annotation, molecular function: DNA-binding transcription factor activity, RNA polymerase II-specific; sequence-specific DNA binding. Gene Ontology annotation, cellular component: nucleus. The coding region runs from base 1 to 2610 and encodes 869 amino acids. The transcript is spliced from 4 exons.